Ornithorhynchus anatinus (platypus) is the source of this 2165-nucleotide messenger RNA. RefSeq names its product SHANK associated RH domain interactor (gene SHARPIN). The record is from RefSeq and is a predicted model, not a curated record. Gene Ontology annotation, molecular function: ubiquitin binding; ubiquitin-protein transferase activity. Gene Ontology annotation, biological process: positive regulation of canonical NF-kappaB signal transduction; protein linear polyubiquitination; proteasome-mediated ubiquitin-dependent protein catabolic process. Gene Ontology annotation, cellular component: LUBAC complex. NCBI's taxonomy places the organism in Eukaryota, Metazoa, Chordata, Mammalia, Monotremata, Ornithorhynchidae. Bases 58 to 1455 code for a protein of 465 amino acids. The transcript has 8 exons.
AACGUCCGGCGGCCGCGGGUCGGCGCGGCGCUUCCGGAAGGCGUCGGGGGGGGGGGCAUGGCGCAGGCCGGGGAGGCUCCGUCCGCCGGGCCCGGCCGCUCCCCCUCCCCGUCGUCGUCGCCGUCGCCGUCGCCCCCGCCCCCUCCGGGGUCCCCGCCCGGGCCGUCGGCGCUGCCCACGGUGCUGAUGUGGGUGCGGGCCUGGGUCCGUCCGGUGCCGGCGGCGCUGAGCCCGGAUCCCGGGGAGCCCGACCGGCCCCUGCCCCUAAGGCUGCAGCUCAGCGUCGACCCCGACGGGGCCCCCGACCCCGGACGCUUCCGCCUGGCGCUGCGCCGCCCCGGACCCGGACCCCGCCCGGAGCUGGAGUGGCCGCUGGAGUCGCUGACCUACACAGCGCGGGGCCCCAGGGAGCACGUCCUGCAGCCGCCGGGGCCGCUCGGGCCCCUCAGCGUCACCUUCGCCGAGGCCCAGGAGGCUCAGCGCUGGUGGACCGUCGUGAGCAGCUCCGCCAGAGAGGCCCGGCGAGCGGCCGCCGACGCCCCGCCCCCCGCGGCCCCCGAAGCCGACUCCCCGUGGACCCCGGGAGACCUGGCGGAGAGAGGCGGGGGGCCGAGCCCCGGCGAGGAAGGAGGCCCCGGAGGGAGGGCCGAGGGGCCGGGAGGCGACCCCGCCCCUCCCGCCGCCGCCGAGAAGCUGGCCGCGGAGCUCGCCCGGGCCAUCGCCCGGGGGGACGAGGGCGCGGCGGUCCGAGCGGCGGCCGCCCUGGCCCAGCGGCACGUGCCCCUGUGCGUCCGGCUCCGGGAGACCUGCUUCCCCGCCGGGACCAUCAGCCUGCAGGUGGGGGUGGAAGACGCGUCGUCGUCGGCGCACAUCACCCUCAGCGUCCACGCUCACGACACCGUCGCCACCCUGCAGCAGCAGGUGUUCGAGGAGUACGGGUUCCCUCCCCGGGUGCAGCGCUGGGUGAUCGGACGCUGCCUGUGCGUGGCCGAGCGCAGCCUGGGCUCCUACGGGGUGCGGCGGGACGGGGACCAGGCCUUCCUCUACCUGCUGUCCAACCCCGAGGCCGGCUCGGCCCCCCACCCCGGCCCCGCCGCCGACCCCUCGCCGGCCCCGCUCCCCGCCGGCCCCGGCGGCUCCUCCUGGGGGCCAGAUGGGUCCGGGCCGCCCGGUGGGAAGAUGGCCAUAGAGGAGAUCAGCCGCCUGCUGAGCCGGGAACUCAGGCUUCCCGGCGGCUUCGCACCCACCGCCCCCUCACAGCCCGGCUGGCCCUGCCCCUCCUGCACCUUCAUCAACGCCCCUUCCCGGCCCGGCUGCGAGAUGUGUAGCACGGAACGCCCCCCGCCCGUCCCGGGCGCCGACGACGGCCGGCCGCCGCAGCAGACCCUGGGGCCCCGGCCCAUCAGCUCCGGCUCCCUGGACGACUUCAUCCACCUGUCCUCCGAGUUCUGCUGACUCCCACCGCCCGCCACGGAGAGUCCCGGCCCCGCCGGACCGGACGGAUCCUCCUGCCUCCCUUCGGCCCCCGGCCCGGCAGCGCGGGGCGGAGAGGGCCGGUCCUCCGGUGGAGCGAGGGGGUGCGGCUGGGCUCCUGAGGAAGUCACCCACCCUUGGGCCUCGGGGAGGAGACCCCCUCGGUGGUCGAGGCGUCCCCCCGCCUCACCCGCGGGCGGGGGGAGGUGUGCGCGGGGGGUACCCCGGGCCCCCACGACGGUAAGCGCAGUCCGGCCCUUGCGACUCCGGUCCCAGACCCCGCCUUCGAUGCAGCGGACUCUGGGGAGGGGGAGGCCUGGGGGGCCAGAUCCCCAGCUCUACCUCUCAGCCCAGAGCUAAGUGGAACCGUUUGGGCUCUUGGGCCGUUCCGGUCAGAUCCUCGAUUACAGACGGCGUGGACCACGCGUGUGCUCUCCUGUGUGAUCUGAGGCCAGAACCCCCGGAGGAAGGGAGGAAGGAAGGAAGGAAGGAAGGGGGAGAUCCGGGUGGGGCCGGAACCUGGAUCGGCCCCUUCAGUUAAGAGCGGAGCCCACCGGCCCCCCCCGUCCGGCCCACCCCGGGGGGAUGGGGACGGCUCCGGUGACGCACGAGGGGCGGCGGCUGGGCACUCGGGCCCUUCCGAACUCAACCCGCCGGUAGCGGGAGGCGGGGAAUAAAAUGCCAACCUGCUC